UUUUUUUUUUUCCUGCCGGAUUAAAAUAAAUGAAUACUAAUUAAAGCAGAGAGCUCGUUGACCGCAGCCAUGAGAGCAGUGACCCUCCGAGGGGUGUGAGAGGUAAAGCCGGGGAUUUAGGGCAGUGCCCCGGUAGCCCUCCCUGGGAUGAUGCGGCGGGGGGGUCCCCGGGAUACCGCUCCCACUGGCCGGGGUAUGAGAGGCUGCACCGGCCGAGAUGGCUAGCGGCGGCUCUGGUUCCGCCCGGUCUUCCCUGCCCUCCGGAGUGGCCCCGGGCGGCUCCCAGCCCCGCAGGAAGUUGCUGACUAUCUGCGAGCAGUGCAAGGCCAAGAUGCAGCUGGUGGCCGACCUCCUCCUGCUGUCCAGCGAGCCCCGGCCUGUCAACCCGGAGAACAACAUGCAUCUGGGUGAGGCUUUUGAGAAGUGCAGAGACACAGUCAUUGCCCGAACCAAGGGCCUCUCCAUCCUCACCCAUGAUGUCCAGAGCCAGCUCAACAUGGGCAAGUUUGCAGAGGUCGGCGAGAGCCUGAGGGAGAUGGGCGACCUGGUGGUGUCGUUGAUCGAACUGUCCGCCCAUGCUGCGUAUUUGGCUGCUGUGGAGGUGCCAGGCUCGCAGGCGGCGCUGCCCGGCUUGGUGGACCGCUACAAGGUGACCCGGUGUAGGCAUGAGGUGGAGCAGAGCUGUGCCACCCUCAGGACGGUACCUUUGUCGGAACUGACUCCGCAGUUGCUGCUAGAAGUCUCCCAGAACUUGUCGAAGAACCUCAAGAUUCUCACAGAUUCCAGCGUCUCCGCCAGCGAAAGAUCGAGGGACAAGUUUGCCAGAGAGCAAUUUAAGUUGGGAGUCAAGUGCAUGAGUACCAGUGCCACCGCUCUUUUGGCCUGUGUGAAGGAAGUGAAGACAUCCCCUAGUGAGCUCUCUAGGAAUCGCUGUGCCCUUUUCAGUGGACCCUUGGUACAGGCUGUCCAUGCCUUAGUAGGGUUUGCCACAGAGCCUCAGUUUCUGGGUAAAGCUGCCAUCCUGAAUUCAGAGGGCAAAGCAGUACAGACUGCCAUUCUAGGGGGUGCUAUGAGUGUGGUGUCUGCCUGUGUGCUCCUGACCCAAUGUCUCAGGGAUAUAACCCAACACUCUGAUAGCAGUAGCAAAAUGACAGACUACAAGGACAGAUUGAGAAGCUCUGCUUGUGCCGUUUCCGAUGGGUGCAAUUUGCUGUCUCAGGCACUGAGAGAGAGGUCAUCUCCUAGAACUCUACCGCCAGUAAACUCAAAUUCUGUGAAAUCACCCUAAACAGGGUUGCCCCCUUCACUUUACCAAAGAAUGUUGAUUUCAAGUUACUCCUUUUAGAGCUUGAGGUGAGCCUGAAAUCUGAAUUGGGCUCCCAAAGAACUGGAGGUGUACACUUGUCAUAAUGCCAGAGUGUGUAGGCAGAAAUCAAGAGGAUUGGUGUGAAUCCGUUUUAAAUUGAAAGUAUAAUUGCGCCUGUAAUGGCUGUUGGUGAGAGGAGAUUUUUAUUUUAUUUUUUCUAAAUUUUGAUAGAAAUAUUAAAACUAGUUUAAUUGAAUCCAUGGGAUGCGUUUCAACAAUCCCAUAGGUAUACGAUAAAAGCAACCACUCCAAAUAUAUAUUCAUUGGUAUAGAUCUAAUUUAUUUGGAAGUA
This is a messenger RNA of Pelobates fuscus (common spadefoot toad), 1658 nucleotides long. It is a transcript of the gene TLNRD1, whose product is annotated as talin rod domain containing 1. The coding region runs from base 218 to 1288 and encodes 356 amino acids. Lineage: Eukaryota; Metazoa; Chordata; Amphibia; Anura; Pelobatidae. The record is from RefSeq and is a predicted model, not a curated record. The transcript has a single exon. Gene Ontology annotation, molecular function: actin binding.